AUGGCUGCUGCCGCUGCUACUCCUCCUCCUCCUUCCCCUGCCCCCACAACAAGCACAGCCACAGAUGGCGCACCUGUAACGCGCCUGCCGUCGUACUUUCCCACAACUGUCAAACAAUGCACCGCGCCGACAGAUCUCUUCUUUGCGUGCUUCGAGCAGUACGCCGUGAUGCAGAGCCCAACCGACACGACCAGUGCGAAGCGGGCACUUCUGCUCUGCCAGCCGCAGCUGCGUGGUUACAUGACGUGCAUGGAAAAGCACCUCGCUGCAGAGAAUACGAAGGCAUGGUGGAAGUUCUGGUAA
Messenger RNA from Trypanosoma grayi, 303 nucleotides. RefSeq lists its product as hypothetical. The coding region runs from base 1 to 303 and encodes 100 amino acids. The transcript has a single exon. The record is from RefSeq and is a predicted model, not a curated record. NCBI's taxonomy places the organism in Eukaryota, Euglenozoa, Kinetoplastea, Trypanosomatida, Trypanosomatidae.